AUGUCCAACUCGAAACCAACUGAUAACCCCCCUUCAAGGCAAAAGGAAGUGUACCGUGUGUCCGCUGCGGUUAAAAUACUUGAAAACCUGAAGGAUGUAUCCCAGGUGCUGAUGUCAUCUAAUGCAGUGGAUCCUGUUCUGUUUGUACGAACUGAUCGAAAAAUUAUGGCACUGAAGAUGGAUUCGGCUAGAGGAUCCUGGAAGCUAACGAAAACAGUCGAAGAAGCGUUUCCCCUUUCGAAUGCAGCUGAGAAUGAAAAUUUUUGGAACAUUUUAGACGCGAAAUCUGUUGUAGUUAAGGAAAAGAAAAGAGUUUGUGUGUAUCGCUUUGAGGAGACGUCGACUUGUGUUGAAUUUCUGGGAUUUGAACCGAUUUUGGUGGGUCGAUUUUUCAACCAGGACUCUGAGCUGGAUGUACUGUUUCGAGAUAAGACCGGUUUAGGACUGCAAAGUUACAAGAAUAAGGAUUUCUCGAAUCAUGUUACGGUUGAUGUUAAAUCUAGUCUGGGAGUUUCAAGUGACAGCAAGUUUUCAAUCGUGAAAGUGAAGGGAGAUUCCGGAAAAAAAUCUCUGAUGGUUCGAACGGGAAAUUUGAUUAAAAUUUUGGAUAUUAAUGAAUCUGGAGAACUACAACUUUUGGCGUCCGUUGAACUUGACCUAAUGAAUAACGAUCAGGAGUUCGAAAGGAUUAUGUUUGCAAAUUUUAAGGAUUCAACGUUUAGACAGCUGAUGCAUUUUACUCCGAGCCGUUUGACGAUCUACGAUUUUGAUAAGGAUUCUCGCAGCUACAAACCGUGGGGUUACUCAUCGGCCUUUACGAGGUUUAACAACUGGAACUCCGAAUACAUCAGUUCAAUUCAAGCUAGUGAUGUUGAUGGAGAUGGUUUUGAUGAACUCAUUGCCUCGGGACCUUCCGGACUGCAAAUAUUUCAGGCUUAUAAGAACGAUAAGGGGAUUUUUCUGGAUUCAAUACCGCUAAAAACUGAGCAGUUACCUCAGAAGUAUGCGGAACUCAUAGGAGUUAUUCCGAAAGGUCCCAACCAAUCGAGCCUAGUUAUUUCGUUAGAUAACGACCAUUUAUUCAGCGUUGAAGUGACAUCCGAAAUUGAACGUUACGAAAUUCCGGAGGAAAAACCACGCCUUCCGGAGAACUUCUCUCAGAAUCCGCAACCGAUCGCGGAACUGGAGAAAACCCGUUGGCUCCACGAUCAGUUUGACUAUUCGUAUCUGCUGCAGUCAGUGAAUUCGCUCAAUGGCAAGGUUGAUCUAUCGAUUCCGGUGCUGCAUCUGGACAAUCCUUUUGGAGUAAGUGUCCGAAUGGCCGUUGAGUAUCACGACUCGGAUGAGCACGAACUUCUCGGUCAGGGAUGGUCGUUUCCGCUUGAUUAUGUGGCGAUCGAUAGGAGGGGAAGUAUCUUCGAGGAGGAUUUCCAGUACAUGGUGGUGAGGAAGAAGGACAUGUUUUUGCUUAAGGAUACCGGUCGAAUUGAGCAGGAUGCAAGGAUGUUUGAAGUCGAGGGUAGUCCGGAACUGAUUGGAAGGUAUUAUGAACGGAACGGCAACAACUAUUGGUCCUUGAUGAACACGACCGAGCAGGUGACGUUUUACUUUUCCGUUGCCCAGUAUAUGAAUGGAAAACGCGAUAAGAAACAUCAAACUAGAUGGUACUUGAAUCGGGAAUAUUGUAGGAAAUCUGGGAGUUAUGUGGACUUCUUCUACGAUGUUUUUGAUAAUUCGGUUAGACCAUCGAAGCUGAUCUCCGAUUCCGGAUCGAAUGCGGUGCUCAGAUACGAAGGAACUAAGUUGACUGGGAUUAAGAUUAAAACGGAGAACUAUGAACAGGAUAUUACAUUCAACUACGCAUUUUUGGGUAACAAAUACGAUCGUAAGUAUCUCAUUCAUAUCAAACAAAGUGGACGGAUACUUUUCGAAUUUGGUUACGACUCAAAUACGAGACUGAUGAAAAGAGUGUUGUUUCCCAACAAGCUGGAAAUGUCUUUAGAGUACAACAAAAUAACUUCGCCACAAGACCGAUACACUAUUGAAGAUCAGAUAAAUUUUAAAGACUUCGUCUUCCAAUUUGGACUCAAUUAUAGCGUGUUAGUGGAUAGAAAAGAGAAUGAAAUUUUGCAAGUAAGAAUAUUGGAUUUGUUCGGAAAAAUAAAAGGCGACAAAACCUGGGAAAUAGAACAUGUAAAGGGUUAUCAAGUAUUGGUUCUAGCUGAUUUUUUCGCUGUAGUAACAACACAUGACGAUGGCAAAAGAUUUAACAUUUAUUACUCAGUCAAUAAUGUCUGGACUAAAACAGUUUUCAGCUAUCCAACUGAAAGUAUAGUAGUAGCAAGUGAAAAAUAUCUUAUUGUUCAAUACCAGUCAAAUCAAAUAUAUUUCACUAUUAACAACUCUAAACUAGAAGUCCAAAGAAAAACCACUACUGAAAAUACUGUAAUCUACACAAGCAGGAACGGAGCAUUCAUCUACGAUGAGCGAAGCUUGAUGAUUCGCCAUGAAAAUAGCGAACCCGCCAAAGAGUACAUCAUUGACGGAACGAUGGGAAGCGUUCAAGCAAUGACGCAAGCAUUGGAUAAAGGAUUCCAACUGGAUGGUGAAACAAAGCGAAGAUUGAUCCACGGAUUGAAACUGGACAUGCUGCAGAUGUUUGGUGGAGAGUGGAUUGUUUUGCGAACGUUGAGGGUAAGAGAUUUCCAUUUGUACAUUUUGUUGACUUUCACACAACUGAACAGCGAUCAUAGUAAAGGCAAGAGCGAGGAAGUAGAAGUAUACGUUGGAACGAUAUAUAAAUUGACACUGGAGGUUUGGUACCAGGGAAAGGAGAAAUGUAUACUCGGUUACGAAGUUGCCGACAAUAAUCGAUACAAGCCUAUGGUUAAAAGCUGUGAGGGUCCUUCGGUGCAGGAAAUUAAUUCUGAAUACGAUAGGAAGGUCAAAGAAAUAUCACAGCUAUCCAAAUGGGAAAAGUCUCGAAAAACUGACGAAGCACGGGCUUAUCGUACAAGUCGAUACAACGAACUCUUCGAAAAAGUAUUGAAGGAAAAUCCUUUUGCGUUCGACAUUUCUCUACUUGGCGUUACCGUGGAUGGUUUUGGCGUUCACACCGGUGGAAAAGUUGUUGUCUAUAAUGGUCAAAACUGGAAAGCUAUCGAUGAGCGUCAGGACAUCGAAGUUAUGCUGAACGAUGGAUACGUAGUAAAGAAGAGUGCUGAUCAUAAGGAUACUUUCAAAAUCUACCAAAACAAACAGCUAAAGUUCAACUCUCAGACGUCGGACCCGAACGAAGUGUACAACGUUUGGCCGCAUUACUUUUUUGCGCAACCCAAAGGAAAAAAUUUGAAAUUAUUUCUCUACUCUAAAGGGAGAGAAAUGGACCUGGGCGCAGGUGAAGAAUUUAGCUUCUACAGUAACAAUCUGUUGAUAAUAACUCAGGAAGUUAAAAGUGGAAAAUUGAUUUUGCGUCGACUGCAACAAUUUUUGGAACCGGAGAUCAAUACAGUUUCCCGUCAAACUUUGAACCUAGGAUAUGGGAAGAUACAACAAACAGUUUAUGAAUUCAAACAGAAGGAUUUAGAAGCUUUCGAAUAUGGAGUCCGAUUCAAACAAUGUAAAAUUAUACCAGAAGGAAACGCCACUCGAUUUGGAUGGUAUCAGGAUGUUUUUGAUAGUUCCGAGCAGCGACUUACUCGGAGUGUCUUCAACGGCGAUGGGCAACUAAUCCAGUAUGUUGAACCUGCUGGAGAAAAAACCUUGAAAAAGCCAGAUCCACAAACAGUUAUAACGGAUAAGGCAGGUUACCUCCCGAUAGUAGACAUCACCCCAAUGCAGGUGGAGUCCGGAGAGGUCCUGUACUAUGGCUUUGAGCGAUACGAACGAGUCCAACUGCUGAAGGAACCAACCUGGAAAUUCGACAGCUCACUGAUCAUACGUCAGAACAGGAACGCCGUUCUGCUUUUGUCGAAGAAGGCUGACACUUUUGAAGGCACCAUCAAGAUUCCAAGGAAUAAUGAAACAUUUGUGUUUUCUUGUUGGAUUAGCCCUAGUAAAGGUCUAAAGAAAAACGAAACCUUUAAGGGUGUAGAAAUUUCAUUACUAAAAAGUGAGGUAGACUUAUCCAAGACUUUGAGAGAUGCGGUCGUUAAACAAAAGAUCAACUAUUGGUAUUACGUAGAGUUGAUCUUAGCCAAAGAAGACUUGAAUGACGUUACACAGGCAAAGGUCAAGAUAACCCCUACAGAUGGAACCCUAAAACUUGAUCACAUUCGAUUUUCACCGAUCAAUAUCGAUUUCAGAGCUUUUCUAUACUCGGGUGCAGCUUCGUCAGCUCACGCAAUGCUCCUAAACAACGGUUUAAUCGUGGAACACCUGCUUGAUCCGUACGGAAACCGCAUAGCGUUGUUCAACGAAAAACGGAAGGUCACCGACUUGAUCAGUUACACGAAAACCUAUCUUUGGGGAAAAGCCUCCAACUACAGUCAAGUGCUGGAGGUAAGACCUCAGAAUCCAAUGCCGAUGGAGGUAUUUGACUCAAAGUGGCUCGUCGAUCAGCACGACACCUGGUCCACGACUAAUGGUGCCCUCGAAUAUUUCCCCAGCUUACCAGGAAUGGCCUUUAGAAAACAUCUACCUUCAAGCGAAGUAUUGGCAGUUCGAUUUUUGUUCAAAAGGUAUACGGACACCUUCUCGGUUGAAAUGUUUCUCGGUGCGGAUAGGUUUGACGUUUUCUGUGUUAUAAAGGGGAAGUUCUGUUCCUCAAAAACGUAUUCCAACAUCCCUCACAACGGAGAAGUUAUUGCAGUAUUCACCAAAACUCGGGUCAGUUUGUGGCUGGAGGGAGCGCUGCGCUACGAAAGACCAUGCAACAUCGAAACUUUCGACACCUUUUACUUCAACGUUGCCAAUAAGGUGCGGAUCAGUGAGAUGAUCUUCUUGCCGGACCCUUCGGUGAAAGUGACCCAUUAUAAUCUUCUAGGACUGCCAAUCCAAACGGUUAUUCUGCAGGAUCCAACGUCGGUUCGGGUCAAGCAGAUAGUAUACGACGAAGUCAAUCGACCGAUUAUAAAAACGAAAUGGACCCAACUCCCCAUAGAAGAAAACAAAGUAUUCGGAUUUUACGAUAAUUUUAUAAAUUCUACUGAUUCAUUCGUGUUAACCGGUAAAAUCAACGAGAUAAAUCCGAAAUGUGAAGGUUAUCCCUAUUCCAGGAACAUCUACUUCAACGAUCCAACCAGCAACAUUCAAGGAAUCACUCUACCAGGAAAGACUUUUUCCAAAGAGACUUAUAUGAGAAAGUACCAGAGACAUUCUGGAGUUGCAUGUUUGGACGUUUUAUUCCCCGCCAAUCAAGGAUUCACUCAAGUGGCUGAAAUACGGCAGAUCAAAUCCAUCCACGUGACCAUAAACGACUUCCGAGGAAGGAAAGUUGCAUACUACGUUAGCGUUCCAGGAAUCGACGAGCGACUGGUGACCUACCAAUACGAUAACGAUCGACUGGUUCUAACGCUUAAUCCCAACUAUCAUCAAGAAGCGAACACCACUAAACGUGAAGCACCAUUUUGGAACGGAGAGUAUUCAGAGGAAGAAAUAAAACUUCAGCAAACCUGGGGCAUACAGAUGACUUAUGACAACCUCGGAAAGCUGAUUAAGAAGCGAACUCCAGAUUCUGGAACUACGCAAUACAUUUACGACAAAAGUGGAGUGUUACGAUUCGCCAAGAUGGAAAAAUGGAAUCACAAAGAUAAAAUUGUUUACUAUUCCUACGGUCCAACGGGGAAAACUGUAAAGGAAGCCAUUAUUGACCAAUCAGCUACAGCCAUAGAACAAUAUCUAGACAACUCACCAAAACCUCCACCUUCGACACACUACAUCGACUAUUACUACGGGGAGUUUGACCCUUCAAUUGACAUGCGGUAUCGAACGCAACAAUCCAUAUUACACAAAGAAAAAGAGCAGCUGAUGGAGAGCUUACUGUUCGACGAGAACAAUCGCAUACUGAAGAAAAUUUACAUUGCCCCAACCUUGAACACUUCCUACUCGAUCGACUACGAAUACGGUAACGAACUAGUUCGUUCGAUUCGCUAUCCUAUCGACGUAAAUGGCACCGCGUUUACGCUAGCCUACCGAUACAACAACGUUGGCGAUAUGAUCGGAAUAGGUACGGAAGCUGAUCCGAAUCAGUUUGCGAAGCUGAAAUACAAUGCCUAUGGAUUGAUCAAGGAAAUUGUAUUUCAACCAUCUUCAAAAAACUUUUACACAAGAAUCUUCCAAUACAAUCAACCAGGGUACCUUGAAAACAUAUACGAUAAAUUUCUGCAGGAAAGGAUCAGUUACUUGGAGGAAGAUGGAUCUUCCUCCAGUGAUCGGGUAACCCUUUUUGAAGGACUGAUUUCCAAAACUACCUUUAAAGCCAAUUGGUACAACGGCACCAAUCCUACACUGUUGAGUUUGUUGAAGACCUCAAAAAACACUGAAACAAGAAAAUGCUUAAAAGAACUUGUUCAGGUCGGAUAUCUAAGGAAAAAUCAAGCUCUUACGAAAUCAUUCUACGCGGAACAGAACGAUUCGCUUAAUCCUUCUUGUAGAACUAACGCUUUCCAAAAAUUGCUUGUUCAAAAAGGAUUUCCUCAGCUUUACGGCCAUUGGUACGAUUACGAUUACUUAGGACAGUUGAUUGUUGGAAAAUAUUUCCAGAACAAGGAAGAGGCCGCUGUCAAAUUAUUUACCGAUACUGUUUUUGCUCAUUCUAUUGAAGGAAUCAAUCUUGAACAAUCGAAAGAUAUUUGGAAAAGGCUUGUUGAUACAGAUUUCAUAAAAAUAAACUGUCUUGAACCGGGUGUUUGUGUGGGGACAUCAAACAAAUCUCUACUGGAUGAAAAAGUUCCAAACGUUCCUGGGCUCCGUUCACUGAUAUUCAAAAACAUUAUCGGAAAACAAUCUAUUGCAAAAAGUAACUUCGACAAGAAAUGCAAGUAUUGGGUUAAGGAAACAACAAGCUGUUCCAAUUUCUUGAAAACUUUGACCAACUUAGGACUCGUACAAACGAACACAAUCAACCCUAUCAAAGCGCUAGAUUCAAUCUUUCAAAAAGUCUUGAAAACUUACCAGACACACCUUCCUGAAAUCGUCGGAGUUUUGUUCCGACAGUUUUCGCAAUCGGUUGGUAAACAUCCGGCCGAUAUGAAAAGCUUCCAGGUUGAUGCCAAUGGGAAUCAUCGCAGUUCCCAGAAAGGAUUCGACCAUUAUACCUUCCACUACCGGAAAGGUACCAACCAGUUAGCGUCGGUGGUGAAAACAAGUGGUGAAAAGAGCGAUACUUAUGUUAUUGAGCACAAUGGAGAAGGGAGUGUUACGAAGGCGAUGCAUAAGGGAAUUGAACGAAUUGAGUACGAUCCGCUGCUGAGUAGACCAUCCCGAAUCGAGAUGGCUGAUGGACGAUCGUUGGUAUUUCAGUACGAUGUUCGAGGGGAAAGAACUUUCAAGCAGGUUUUGGACAAUGCGGGCGAGGUUCUAUCGGAAAAGUACUACAUUCGGGACGUCAAAGGCAGAGUACUGGUAGACAUUUCCCUCAGUUUUGUGUCCGAUGAAGUUCCGCCGGAACUGCAAAUCACCAGCUACAUUUACUCGAAGUUUGGGUUGAUUGGAUUCGUCAGGAAUGACGAAUUCUACAGCGUCUUUUUAGACCACGAGGGAUCGAUCCGAUUAGUGAUCAAGGACGGUGAAGUAAGGGCCUCCUACGAUUACCUUCCCUAUGGUACAGUCUAUCGAAAGUACGGUGAAGAUCGUAGUGGUCAAAUCAGCUACCUCUACACCGGCCACGAAUGGGAUGAAGAAACGGGACUGUACAAUUUCCACUCUCGGUUGUACGAUCCGGAAAUCGGACGGUUCUAUCAGGUGGACAUGAAAGAACAAUACUUCAGUCCCUACGUUUAUGCCGGAAACCAUCCGAUAGCAACGAUUGACGGAGAUGGACAGCUAGCGAUGCUUUUGCUCUCGAUCAUGUUGGCUUUGCUUGGUGCUUACUUGGGUGCGGCAGGGGCCAAUAACUCCUGGAAUCCUUCGGAAUGGAACUGGAAGAGUAGCAGCACAUGGUUGGCGAUAAUCGGAGGAGCUUUCUCGGGAGCAUUAUUACCAGCCAAUAUGGUUUCCUCAUUCUCGUAUCUCGUAGGUUUGGGGUUAUCUAUCAACACGAGCAUUUCUGUUUUGUUGGCCUCCGGACUAGGCUUUUCCUAUUUUGCCAUGGCAGCUGCCAACAAUGACUGGAAUCCAAACAAGUGGGACUACAAGGCACCCAAAACUUGGAACGCAUUUUUCGGCGGUGUUUCAACAGCAGCAUUUGUCAUCCAGAACCCGAGUAGUUUGUAUGAGGGUUUCACUGCAAUCUCCUCAUCAGUGGGACAAGGCCUCUACGUAGGUGGCAAAUUUGUUCUGUCAGCUGGCUUUGCUUACAUUUUUGGAGUUUUGCAACAAAAUGGAGAAUUCGAUAUCAGCAAGUGGAACUUCACCGAUCCGGACCUUUACUUCAACAUGCUUAACGGAGUGCUGUUAGCCACUGUUGUUGUCAACAAUGCUGCCAAUUUACCAAAAGAACUGAAAAGCUUAAAGAAGACGGUGAUGCAACAUCUUGACCGAUUCGAUGAGGUCGAUGCCUUCAUCACCUACAAUACCCAUAUUGGAGCUAGUUGGGCCCAAAAAAUGUCGAAUGUACAGUAUUAUUUAAGGGCAAACGAAGAAGGGAUCAAAUUUGUAGCACGUAGCGCACUUUCAGUUGGAUUUUAUACCAUGGUAACAUCUUUGAGGAUCACCAAAUAUAUCGAAAAUGGAGAUCUACCCGUUUUCAGUGUUAUGAUGGCUCACAUUCAAUCGAUUUCCAUGUCCAGAAAAUUUUCAGAUAAGGUUUUAACUAAUCUUAUACCAAGUCCAAGUGUAUCGCAACCAGCUGCAUUGAUGGCACCAAAAGUGGAAUUUGAGAGUAAAGCUUCAUCAAAAGCUUCCAAAUCUAGCGGAUCUAUUAUCGGAUGGAUUUUCAAAUGGUUUUCUACCGAAAAACCAAUUCUAAACGACUACGUCAAAACGAUAGUAACUAAACCUACAAAGCUUCCCAAUGCUCCGAAAACUUUCUCAAUUCCAAAUUGCUACACAAUUUUACAAAACGAUGGAACACCUUCGAUCGAAUGUUAUGGCCAUCGUUCUAAAGUAUCGAUCCAUUCCCUUUACAAUCAACCCAAGAUUUCUCAAGAGGACACCUUCAAAAGGUGCGUUCCGAUCAGUUACCGAAAAAUUCCUAGUGUUUCCUGUGAAGGUGAGAAAACUUCGAUCUUAUUUACUCCCUUCGAGGGACCACGGAUGUUUGACUUCGUUGAUGGGUGGAUUUUGCUGGCUUACACGAUGCCCACGAUGGUUAGGAAAACUUUCAACAGUUUAAAGAAUAUGUUCAGCCAUCAACGGAACCAAGCUAAGGACCAGACCGCCGGCAGUUCGGAUAUCGAAAGCUUGAAAGAAUAUGUCAAACAAAGUCGUAUGGUUUCCCACCAAGGAGUCAAGUUUUCGAAAGAUAUUCAACAGUUGCAGCAACACCUUGACGAAGACAUUGAAGAAUUCCUAAGUGAAAAGUUUAAGUCAGCGAUCGUGUGUGAAACGCUAAAGGGAAGAAUUGCAGCACUCAAGGAAGAAAUUAUUGAAGAGUUUGAAGUCAGUUAUCUUCAUCAAUUGAACCAAGCCCAACAAGAAGGGCCCAACGCUCGACGCAAUGUUAUGAAUGACUUAAACUUUGAUUCAAUUUUAAGCAAAGUUAAUCCACUUUCUGGAGAACUGCAUGGAUUGCCUGAAAGCAGUCAAAGAAAUCUCAUCAUUUGAGUCAUGCUCGUUGAAAACUAAACUUUGACUUAAUUUCUAUUUCUAAUUGUAUUUA
Molecule: messenger RNA, 9919 nt
Organism: Uranotaenia lowii
Lineage: Eukaryota; Metazoa; Arthropoda; Insecta; Diptera; Culicidae
Exons: 2
Coding region: 1-9864 (3287 amino acids)
Source: RefSeq, a predicted model, not a curated record